Messenger RNA from Meloidogyne enterolobii, 516 nucleotides. The record is from the annotation of a GenBank genome assembly. NCBI's taxonomy places the organism in Eukaryota, Metazoa, Nematoda, Chromadorea, Rhabditida, Meloidogynidae.
AUGUCUACUUUACGAAUAUUCAUUUUAAUUUUAAUUAAUUUUUUGACAAUUUUCAUAUUUAAAAUCCCAUCAGCUUUAUCAACUUCUACACAAAAUUUAAAUAUUAAUUUGGAAAGAAUUAAAAGAGAAAUUAAAGAAAAUACAAGCAAAAAUACAACAAAUAGUGAAGAAAAAGAAAAUGAUAAACAAGUAAAUGAUCGUUAUGGAAAAUAUUUGGCACAGCGAAAACGUAUACUUGAAAAGGAUGAAAACGAAACGGAGAAGUUUGAAUCUACAACUACGGCUAGUGUACAACAUAAGGAAAAAGAUGAAGAACAAGUUGUUGAUGAAGGGUGACGAAAUGAUCACUUUAUGACAUCACUUUAUGCCAUUCGUUUUCCCCACAAAAUGGGCAUUUUUAUGGGAGGGACGAAAUAGGGGAUUGACGAAAUGGGGGAGUGACAAAAUGGUAAUUCUAAGGAAGUGACGAAAUGUCUAUUUUUUGGGGAGGGGAGGAAAUGACCACUGGAAGGCAGG